CAUCUGUACGUGGUUGACUCUGAAGAGUGCCCAGUGUGUCGUGGGAGAUGCUCCUCUUGUCAGCUCCUCAGGGUGGCCUUUGGGACUGAUUCUGGUGUGAACAUUGCCACCAGGACAUCCUCCAUCCAUUCAGCAAGAUUUCCCCCAGGACCUGAUCAGCCACCGGCAACUUCCUGGACACCAGGCAAAAGCCGUGUACACAACGGAGACCUGUGGAGACACAUCCCUGGGCAUCUCCUGGAUCAGUUCUUUCUGUAACUGGGUGGGGCAAGGCUGGGCAGAGGGCACACCCUUACUAGGUUUGCCCCCACACACACACUGGGACUACCCUGCCUGUCAGGUGCCCCUCUGUUCCAGGUUGGCCUGGCAGUGAUGUCUGGGCAUGACCCCUGUGGACAGAGCAGGCCCCAGGGGAAUCAGGGAAAGUGAGCCGGUUCCCUGGCCUGUGCGGCUGGUCUUGUGACCCCCUGGGGCAGGCUGCACUGGGUGGCUGUGUUUUACCAGAUUGAAAUUGGGCCACCCCAGAUAGUCCAGAGGCACCCACCUGCCGUCUGAACUUGCUCCCACGGAACCCUGGCCCAGCAUCUGGAGAGGGAGGGGAACCCAGGUUUCCCUCCCACCGCCCAAGGCAUCAGGCUCAGGCCCUGCCCCCUACCCCCGGCCUCCGCCCCUGCCGACCUACGCUCCAGCUCCCAGUGCCCAGGUAGCUCCGGAGCCCAAACCUGUCGGGCCGGUUUGAGAGCUGCAGGGACAGAGGGAGGAAGGCUGCCGAAGGAUGCACAGCCUGCCCCGGGGUUGCCUGCACACUCCGCCGCUUGAGACGGACCUGCCUACCCCGCUGCCCGCCUGCCCGACCCCACGAUGCGCGCGCCAGGCCUCCUGGCGCUGCUGCUGGGGCUGGGCCUGGGGCUGGCGCUGAGUGUGCCGCCCCCGGUGGCCACCGACUGCUCAUCGCUCGGCCCCUCGCAGCGCCUGGCAUUCUCCCCAGCGGCCAGGACCCGUUGGCUGGCCCCCCGAGUCAGGGCGCCGGGGCCCCUGGACCCCCUUUACGGCAUGGUGCGCCGCUUCCUGUCCGUGGUGCAGCUCAACCCCUUCCCUUCGGAGUUGGUAAAGGCCCUGCUCAAUGAGCCGUCCUCCUUGAAGGUGGAUGAGGUGGUGCGGUACGAGGCGGGCUACGUGGUGUGCGCAGUGACCGCGGGCCUCUACCUCGUGGCAGUGCCCACGACCGGCCUCUGCUUCUGCUGUUGCCGCUGUCGCCGGCGCUGUGGCGGCCGUGUGAAAACUGAGCACAAGGCCAUGGCCUGUGAGCGUGGCACACUCAUGGCCUUCCUGCUGCUGACCACCAUCAUAUUGCUGGCUGGUGUGGUCUGUGCUUUUGUCACCAACCAACGCACACAUGAGCAGAUGGGGCCCAGCGUUGAAGCUGUUCCUGAGACACUGCGCAGCCUCCGGGGCCUGGUCUCCGAUGUUCCCGGGGAGCUCGAGGCCGUGGCUAAGCAGUUCUCUGUGCCCCAGGAGCAAGUCUUGAAGGAGCUGGACGGGAUUGGUGAGAGCAUCGGCCCCACCAUUCACAGCCAGCUCAGGAGCACCAUGUACUCGGUGCUGGCCUCAGUACACAGCCUGGGCCAGGCCCUGCAGGUCUCCAUGGACCAGCUCCAGGCCCUGAACAGCACCUUGGUGGAACUGCAGGAGGGACAGCAGCAGCUGGGGCUGGCUCUUGAGAAGCACCGAGACCGCCUGCUCACCCUGCUGCAGCAGCCUGGGUGCGGGAAGGACUGCACAGACACCCAGGACCGGGCCCGAGCCCUGGAGCUGGCCGCUGACUUCACCCAGGUGCCCCCUGUGGACAAUGUCUUGCAUCGCCUGAAGGGUGUCCCCGAGGCCAACUUCUCCAACAUGGUCCAGGAGGAGAACGCUACCUUCAACAGCCUCCCGAUCCUGGUGGCCAUGCAGAUGGAGCUGGUGAUCAAAGAUCUGAAGGAGGCCGUGGCCCAGAAGCCAGAAGGCAUGGGGACACUGGCUGAAGCGUUCCCCGAAUUGGAAGCAGCUCCCCGCUGGAGCCGGGCCCUGGAGGAGCUGGAAGAAAACAGCCGUCCCUACCUGCAGGAGGCGCAGAGAUACGAGACCUACAGGUGGACGGUGGGCUGCGUGCUGUGCUCCGUGGUCCUGCUCGUGGUGGCCUGUAACCUGCUGGGCCUCAGCCUGGGCAUCUGGGGACUGUCUGCCAGAGAGGACCCCAGCCAAUCGGAAGCCAAGGGCGAGGCUGGAGCCCGCUUCCUCAUGGUGGGGGUGGGCUUCAGCUUCGUCUUCGCGGCGCCCCUCAUCCUCCUGGUCUUCCUCACCUUCCUGGUGGGCGGCAACGUGCAGACCCUGGUGUGCCGGAGCUGGGAGAGCGGGGAGCUCUACCAGUUUGCAGACACCCCGGGGAACCUGCCCCCGUCCCUGAACCUGUCCCACCUUCUCGGCAUGCGGAAGAAUGUCAGCGUCCUCCUGACCUAUCAGCAGUGCCGGGAAGGGGCUGCCCUCUGGAAGGUCCUGCAGCUGGAUGACUCCUACAACCUGGAGAAGCACCUGGAUAUCAGCCAGGUAGGAGAACAUUCCAGAAGGCUCCCACCCCCAGCGCUGUUCCUGGUGCUGAGCCCCCUGCAGCCCACGCUGGGCAGCUCCGCCUGGGCUCCACCAGAGGGCGCCUCCUUUUGUGGUUGUCUUGGGAAAUGUCUGAAAUGUGGCCAGGGGCCUCAGCACUCACCCCUCGUGGCCUCUCCCGUCUGCCCUCAGAUCCAGAGGCCUGUGGUGAAGACUGACCUGGAGCAGCUGGCCCAGGAGCUGCAGGGGUUGGCCCAGGCCCAGGGCAAUUCUUCGUUGGGGCAGCAGCUGAGAAUGGAGGCCCGUGGGCUUAGAGAUCUCUAUCAGGAGAAGGUUGUCCCCCGGCAGAACCUGGUGGCAGAGCUCAACCUCAGCGUCAGGGCCCUGGAAUCCGCUGCCCCGCGUCUUCAGCUGCAGACCGCGGACGUCCUGAGCCAUGUCGCUGACCUCGAGAGGGAGCUGCCUGCCAGGGCCGCCCGCAUCCUGAUGAACGAGAGUGCCUGCUUCCUGAGCCGGGAGUUGAGCUACUUCUCGCAGUACUUGGCCUGGGUGAGAGAGGAGGUGACUCAGCGUAUCGCCACCUGCCAGCCCCUCUCCGCAGCCCUGGACAAUGGCCGUGUGAUCCUGUGUGACAUGGUGGCCGACCCCUGGAAUGCCUUCUGGUUCUGCCUGGCCUGGUGCACCUUCUUCCUCAUCCCGAGUAUCGUCUUUGCUGUGAAGACCUCCAAAUACUUCCGUCCCAUCCGGAAACGCCUCAGCUCUACCAGCUCUGAGGAGACUCAGCUCUUCCACAUCCCCCGGGUCACCUCCCUGAAGCUGUAGGACGCAGCAGCGCCUGCAGGUUCCUCCAGGUGUCUCGCCCUUGUCCUCCUUGCUGCAAUACACCAGCACCAAGAAGCACCUGUUCUUCACCUAUUGGAACCCCUUCCCCAGCCCCUUGGGUGGGACAGAAGCCCUGCCCAGCCCUGCCCUGUCCCCACCUGGGCCCCCCUCUGUUCCUCUCCAAGCUCCUGCCUCUUGCCCUCACCUCCCAUCAGCCCAGAUUCCCUCCUGCUCCCUCCCCAGCCCUCUCCUUCCUCCUCCAGGGAAGUCCUUCCCUCCCUUUGUCCCCUCUUUAUCUGGUCCCCACUCUUAUCUUGCUGGCCCCAGGGACUCCUCUACUUAACCAAACUAAUCAGGCCACCACGGCCCAGGUCUGGGCUUGGGCUCCCCUGGUGGCCCCUGAGCCCUCCACUGCCCUGGGCCCCAGCCUGGGCUUAAGGGACCUCCGUGGGGUGAGUGGCCUCUACGGCCCGAGCCUCUGCCGGCACCGGGGUAGGAGUCCUUGUGUUGGCCCUACCCCUCCCUGCGUCCCCUCCCUGCGUCCCCUCCCGAGGCAGCGUCUUCCCCAGCAGCUUUCCCAGGAGGGCCCUGGUGGCCGGGAGUUGGCACUGCCCCUUCUCCCCUGUGUACAUGGCCGAGGCCGUCCCAGCCCGUCCCCAGCAUCGCCGCCAUGCUGAACCGAGUUCCACAAGGGAGAGAAGAGAUGGCAGCUUUCCGUUCCCUGGCAGCCUCAGCCUGGGGUCCCAGAAGCCAGGUCUCACGCUGGGUCCCUGAACACAGCUGGGGUUCAAUGAGGGUUGUGGAGACAAGAGUGCCGAGGCCUCUUCUGACUUCAGGCAUCCAGGGGUGAUUCCAGCCACCAGCAGGGGAGCAGCACCCAUCUGGGGGCCUGCCCAGGAGCAGCCAUACCUGGCCCCCAGCCUGGCUCUGGUGCUGGCUGGCUGGGCACCAGGAACAUGCACUGCAGGUCCCUCACCUCGGUGUCUCCCUUCAUAGCACAGAGGCACCCCAGCCCCGUGGAGGGUCGUGACAAUUAAACGUGAUCUGUGGAAUGCC
Ictidomys tridecemlineatus (thirteen-lined ground squirrel) is the source of this 4464-nucleotide messenger RNA. The record is from RefSeq and is a predicted model, not a curated record. NCBI's taxonomy places the organism in Eukaryota, Metazoa, Chordata, Mammalia, Rodentia, Sciuridae.